CUGGGAUUAAUGACAUGUCAUGUGACCCCAAAGCCUCCGGACAGCAGGAGAUCAGAAGGAGAGAUUUAUAGCAUGAACAACAAAGUUGAAAGUACACGGCCAGAGCACUGAGAGAUAUCAGGUAUUGAUGUAACUGGAGUGAAGAAGGGAACCUUCUUCCUGAGCACAGACAUUGGAGCCUAUUAUCAGCAUGAACUCAUAUGUGUUAGACAAACACUUGAAUAGUUCAUAUCCCUCCUUCACUACAGAAAGCAUCAGAAUGAUACCGCAAACUCCAAAAAUCUUAGACACCGAUGACUAUUCACAAACAUUGGGGAUAUCACAAACAAUAUUAAAAUAUGAAGGUGAAUUGGCAGGAGCUGGACAGCAAUUAUUAUGUACAGAGAGUAAUUUAGUCCUCAAACAAGAGGUCAACAUUUAUGACUUAUCUAGUGAAAUUAAUAUCCCUGAGGAUAAAUCACACACAUUUACUGAGUUUUCAAAACAUAUUAAAGAAGGGAAAAGUCUACAGUCUAACCAAAUAAUUCAUACAAAUAUGAAACCAUUCAAAUCUGCAAAAUGUGAGAAAAGCUUUAGAGGGAAGUCUCAUCUACUAGAACACCACAAAAUUCACACAGGUGAGAAGCCACACACAUGUACAGAGUGUGGAAAAAGUUUUACACAAAUGGAUUGUCUGAAAACUCAUGAAAGGAUUCACACAGGGGAAAAGCCGUUCACAUGUACAGAGUGUGGAAAAAGUUUUACAGAGAAAAGUAAUCUGAAAAAGCAUGAAAGGAUUCACACAGGAGAAAAGCCUUUUACAUGUACAGAGUGUGGAAAAAGUUUUAGAUAUAAGAGUAGUCUCAAAAAGCAUGAAUGGAUUCACACAGGGGAAAAGCUAUUCAUAUGUAGAGAGUGUGGAAAAAGUUUUACACAUGAGAGUAGUCUGAAAAAGCAUGAAAGGAGUCACACAGGAGAAAAGCCUUUUACAUGUACAGAGUGUGGAAAAAGUUUUACAGUAAACAAUGCUCUGAAAAUUCAUGAAAGGAUUCACACAGGGGAAAAGCCGUUCACAUGUACAGAGUGUGGAAAAAGUUUUACAGAGAAAAGUAAUCUGAAAAAGCAUGAAAGGAUUCACACAGGAGAAAAGCCUUUUACAUGUACAGAGUGUGGAAAAAGUUUUAGACAUGAGAGUAGUCUGAAAAAGCAUGAAUGGAUUCACACAGGGGAAAAGCUAUUCAUAUGUAGAGAGUGUGGAAAAAGUUUUAGACAUGAGAGUAGUCUGAAAAAGCAUGAAUGGAUUCACACAGGGGAAAAGCCUUUCACAUGUACAGAGUGUGGAAAAAGUUUUACACGAAUGUAUCAUCUGAAAACUCAUGAAAUGAAUCACACAGGGGAAAAGCCCUUCACAUGUACAGAGUGUGGAAAAAGUUUUACAGUAAACAAUGCUCUGAAAAUUCAUGAAAGGAGUCACACAGGAGAAAAGCCUUUUGCAUGUACUGAGUGUGGAAAAAGUUUUACAGAGAAAAGUAAUCUGAAAAAGCAUGAAAGGAUUCACACAGGAGAAAAGCCUUUUACAUGUACAGAGUGUGGAAAAAGUUUUACAGUAAAAAAGGCUCUGAAAAUUCAUGAAAGGAGUCACACAGGAGAAAAGCCUUUUGCAUGUACUGAGUGUGGAAAAAGUUUUAGACAUGAGAGUAGUCUGAAAAAGCAUGAAUGGAUUCACACAGGGGAAAAGCCUUUCACAUGUACAGAGUGUGGAAAAAGUUUUACACGAAUGUAUCAUCUGAAAACUCAUGAAAUGAAUCACACAGGGGAAAAGCCCUUCACAUGUACAGAGUGUGGAAAAAGUUUUACACAUGAGAAUAGUCUGAAAAAGCAUGAAUGGAUUCACACAGGAGAAAAGCCUUUCACAUGUACAGAGUGUGGAAAAAGUUUUACACAAAUGUAUCAUCUGAAAACUCAUGAAAUGAAUCACACAGGGGAAAAGACUUUCACAUGUACAGAGUGUGGAAAAAGUUUUGCACGAAUGGAUCAUCUGAAAACUCAUGAAAGGAUUCACAUAGGAGAAAAGCCUUUCACAUGUACAGAGUGUGGAAAAAGUUUUACACAAAAGAGUCAUCUGAAAAAGCAUGAAAGGAUUCACACAGGGGAAAAGCUGUUCACAUGUCUUUUUCGACAGAAGCGUGGAACAGCCAUGGGGGCCACAUGUGCACCGACCUAUGCCUGCCUCCACCUUGGUUGGUGGGAAAACAACAUUGUGUUUGGUGAACACAUGGAAUGUAGUUCAGUAUUGGACGGACCUUUAUUCCCCUCCCAUUUACUUCCUAUGCAGCUGUUGCUGGAAAAACACGUGAAUAGUUCAUAUCCAUCCUUUACUACAGAAAGCAUCAGAAUGAUACCGCAAACUCCAAAAAUCUUAGACAUUAAUGAAUAUUCACAAACAUUGAGGAUAUCACCGCAGAUAUUUAAAGAAGAGGAUGAAUUGGCAGGAACUGGGCAGCAAUCAUUAUGUACAGAGAGUAAUUUAGCCAUCAAACAAGAGGAAAACAUUUAUGACUUAUCUAGUGAAAUUUUUAUCCCAAAAGAUAAACCACACACAUUUACUGAGUUUUCAAAACAUAUUAAAGAAGGGAACAGUCUACAGUCUAACCAAAUGAUUCAUACAAAGGAGAAACCUUUCAAAUGUACAGAAUGUGAGGAAAGCUUUAGAUGGAAGUCUCAUCUACUAGCACACUACAACAUUCACACAGGUGAGAAACCACACAUAUGUACUGAGUGCGGCAAAUGUUUUACACAAAUGGAUCAUCUGAAAACUCAUAAAAAGAUUAACACAGGAGAAAGUCCUUUCACAUGCACAGAGUGUGGAAAAAGUUUUACACAAAAGAUUGAUCUGAAAACUCAUGAAAGGAUUCACACAGGAGAAAAUCCUUUCACAUGUACAGAGUGUGGAAAAACUUUUACAAAAAUAAAUAGUCUGAAAACUCAUGAAAGGAGUCACACAGGAGAAAAGCCUUUCACAUGUACAGAGUGUGGAAAAAGUUUUACACAAUUAAAUAGUCUGAAAACUCAUGAAAGGAGUCACACAGGAGAAAGGCCUUUCACAUGUACAGAGUGUGGAAAAGAUUUUACACAAAUAAAUAGUCUGAAAACUCAUGAAAGGAGUCACACAGGAGAAAAGCCUUUCACAUGUACAGAGUGUGGAAAAGGUUUUACAAAAAAAAGUCAUCUGAAAACUCAUGAAAGGAGUCACACAGGAGAAAAGCCUUUUACAUGUACAGAGUGUGGAAAAAGUUUUACAGAAAAAAGUUAUAUGAAAACUCAUGAAAGGAGUCACACAGGAGAAAAGCCUUUUACAUGUACAGAGUGUGGAAAAGGUUUUAUACAAAAGAGUUAUCUGAAACAGCAUGAAAGGAGUCACACAGGAGAAAAUCCUUUUACAUGUACAGAGUGUGGAAAAAGUUUUAUACAAAAAAGUGAUCUGAAAAGUCAUGAAAGGAUUCACACUGGAGAAAAGCCAUUCACAUGUACAAAGUGUGGAAAAAGUUUUAUACAAAAGAGGUAUCUGAAAAAUCAUGAAAGGAUUCACACAGGAGAAAAGCCUUUCACAUGUACAGAGUGUGGAAAAAGUUUUACACAGAAGAGUAAUCUGCAAACUCAUGAAAGGAUUCACACAGGAGAAAAGUAUUUCGCAUGUACAGAAUGUGAAAAAAGUUUUACACGAAUGGAUCAUCUGAAAACUCAUGAAAGGAUUCACACAGGAGAAAAGCCUUUCACAUGUACAGAGUGUGGAAAAAGUUUUACACUUAAGAGUAAUCUGCAAACUCAUGAAAGUAUUCACACAGGAGAAAAGUAUUUUGCAUGUACAGAAUGUGGAAAAACUUUUACACGAAUGGAUCAUCUGAAAACUCAUGAAAGGAUUCACACAGGAGAAAAGCCUUUCACAUGUACAGAGUGUGGAAAAAGUUUUACAGAAAAAAGUUAUAUGAAAACUCAUGAAAGGAUUCAUACAGGAGAAAAGCCUUUUACAUGUACAGAGUGUGGAAAAGGUUUUAUACGAAAGAGUUAUCUGAAAAAGCAUGAAAGGAUUCACACAGAAGAAAAGGCUUUUACAUGUACAGAGUGUGGAAAAUGUUUUACACAUAAGAGAAGUCUUAAAACUCAUGAAAGGAUUCACAAGGGAAGAAACCUUUAACAUGUUUGGAAAGUGGAAAAAAUGUUUUUAUUGAAAGGUAUCACAAAACACCAAAUAUUUACACACAAAUAAACUAUAUACACAGUGUACAACCUCUUUACAAUUAUCCUAAAGAGGACAAACUCUCUAAAUAGAAGCAUCAAAAAGGAUCCUAUUGUAAAUAAUACUUUCUAAUCCCAGUUAUAUAAGCCCCAGAUUAGAAGUGCUCUCCUGCUGUCCUUUGUGCUUCUAUAUAUGUGCACCUCAGUUUCUCUCAUAUCAAUGUGAUAGAAUCUAAACACCACACAGGAAUAUACAAAUCCGUCCUUGACUCGUUUGGCAGGACUUCCUGUUGGGGGCGGAGCAUAGUCAGUUGCUCCUCGACAGCUGCAAAAGUGUUUGCAGCGUGUAAGAGCCAGCUCCCCACGCCACUUGCCCCAUGG
This is a messenger RNA of Bombina bombina (fire-bellied toad), 4596 nucleotides long. Its product is annotated as zinc finger protein 585A-like. The coding region runs from base 191 to 4174 and encodes 1327 amino acids. The record is from RefSeq and is a predicted model, not a curated record. Lineage: Eukaryota; Metazoa; Chordata; Amphibia; Anura; Bombinatoridae. The transcript has 6 exons.